Cavia porcellus (domestic guinea pig) is the source of this 5746-nucleotide messenger RNA. RefSeq names its product neuropilin 1 (gene Nrp1). Gene Ontology annotation, molecular function: vascular endothelial growth factor binding; vascular endothelial growth factor receptor activity; semaphorin receptor activity. NCBI's taxonomy places the organism in Eukaryota, Metazoa, Chordata, Mammalia, Rodentia, Caviidae. Gene Ontology annotation, biological process: positive regulation of endothelial cell migration; response to wounding; regulation of vascular endothelial growth factor receptor signaling pathway. The record is from RefSeq and is a predicted model, not a curated record. Gene Ontology annotation, cellular component: axon; focal adhesion; plasma membrane. The transcript is spliced from 17 exons. Bases 422 to 3202 code for a protein of 926 amino acids.
ACACCGGACCGCCCCUGGGCGCCAGCUCCUCGGCUCCAACCCGUCCAGAAACAAACCGGAUUUUUUUUUUCCUGGAAAUUGGCUUCGGUUCGUGUCACUCUCCUUCCUCCUCCUCCUCCCAGCAUUUUUUUUUUUUUUUUUUCUUUGAGACAUGGCCCGGGCAGUGGCUUCUGGAAGAGGAACAAGUGUGGGAAAAGGGAGAGGAAAUCGGAGCUAAAUGACAGGAUGCAGGCGACUUGAGACACAAAAAGCGACGCGUUCCUCUCGGAUCCAGGCAUUGCCUCGCUGCUUUCCUCUCCCCGGGACAGACUGAGGGUUCCGCGGCUCCGGGCGGAGUUGGGGCGCUGCGGAUCCUUCGGAUCCCCUCUGCCGGGCUUUUCCCGCACGCUCUCGGCGCGCGUCGCGGACCGGCGAAGGCAGGAUGGACGCCGGGCUGCCGCUGCUCUGCGCCGCGCUCGCCCUCGCCCUCGCCCGGGCCGGCGCCUCCCGCAACGAUAAAUGUGGCGGUACUAUAAAAAUUGAGAGUCCCGGGUACCUUACGUCUCCCGGUUAUCCACACUCUUACCACCCAAGUGAGAAAUGUGAAUGGCUGAUUCAGGCUCCGGAGCCCUACCAGAGAAUUAUGAUCAACUUCAACCCGCACUUUGACUUGGAGGACCGAGACUGCAAGUAUGACUACGUGGAAAUCAUUGAUGGAGAAAAUGAAAAUGGACGUUUAUGGGGAAAGUUUUGUGGGAAGAUUGCUCCCUCCCCUGUAGUGUCUUCAGGACAAUUUCUUUUCAUCAAAUUUGUCUCGGACUAUGAAACACAUGGUGCAGGAUUUUCCAUUCGUUAUGAAAUUUUCAAGCGAGGUCCUGAAUGUUCCCAGAACUACACAUCACCCACUGGAGUGAUAAAGUCCCCUGGAUUCCCUGAAAAAUACCCCAACAGCCUUGAAUGUACUUAUAUUAUCUUUGCACCAAAGAUGUCCGAGAUUAUCCUGGAAUUUGAAAGUUUUGACCUGGAGCUUGACUCAAAUAAUCCAUCAGGGAUGGCUUGUCGCUAUGACCGGCUGGAAUUGUGGGAUGGAUUCCCUGGCGUUGGCCCGUACAUCGGACGUUUCUGUGGACAGAAAAUACCAGGUCAAAUCCGUUCUUCAUCAGGCAUUCUCUCCAUGGUUUUCUACACCGACAGUGCAAUAGCCAAAGAAGGCUUCUCAGCCAACUACAGCAUCUUGCAUAGCAGUGUCUCAGAAGAUUUCAAGUGUAUGGAACCUCUGGGCAUGGAAUCAGGAGAGAUUCAUUCCGACAAGAUCAAGGUCUCUUCCCAGUACAGCAACAGCUGGUCUGCAGAGCGCUCUCGCCUGAACUACCCUGAGAAUGGCUGGACCCCUGGGGAAGAUUCCUACCGAGAGUGGAUACAGGUGGACCUGGGCCUCCUACGCUUUGUCACUGCUAUCGGAACCCAGGGUGCCAUUUCCAAGGAAACGAAGAAGAAAUACUACGUUAAGACUUACCGAGUAGACAUUAGCUCCAACGAGGAAGACUGGAUCACCAUCAAAGAAGGAAAUAAACCUGUUAUCUUCCAGGGAAACACCAACCCCACAGAUGUUGCUUUUGGAGUUUUCCCCAAACCACUGAUAACUCGAUUUAUCCGAAUCAGACCUGUGACUUGGGAAACUGGGAUCUCUAUGAGGUUUGAGGUCUAUGGCUGCAAGAUAACAGAUUAUCCCUGCUCGGGCAUGCUGGGCAUAGUGUCUGGGCUUAUUUCUGACUCCCAGAUCACAGCCUCCAACCAAGGGGACAGAAACUGGAUGCCGGAGAACGUGCGCCUGAUGAGCAGCCGCUUGGGCUGGGUGCUGCCCCCCGCCCCGGCCCCUCACAGUUAUGCCAGCGAGUGGCUGCAGGUGGAUCUGGGGGAGGAGACGAUUGUGAGGGGCGUCAUCAUCCAGGGCGGGAAGCACCGGGACAACAAGGUGUACAUGAGGAAGUUCAAGGUCGGCUACAGCAACAACGGCUCCGACUGGAAGAUGAUCAUGGACGACAGCAGGCGCAAGGCCAAGACUUUCGAGGGCAACAACAACUAUGACACACCUGAGCUACGGACCUUUCCACCUGUUUCCACACGAUUCAUCCGAAUCUACCCUGAGCGAGCCACUCAUGGCGGGCUGGGGCUACGAAUGGAGCUGCUGGGCUGUGAUGUGGAAGCCCCCACAGCUGGACCGACGACUCCCAAUGGGAACCCAGUGGAUGAAUGUGAUGACGACCAGGCCAACUGCCACAGUGGAACAGGUGAUGACUUCCAGCUCACAGGUGGUACCACCGUGCUGACUACAGAAAAGCCAACAGUAAUAGACAGCACAAUACAAUCAGAGUUUCCAACAUAUGGUUUUAACUGUGAGUUUGGCUGGGGCUCUCACAAGACAUUCUGUCACUGGGAACACGACAGCCAAGUGCAACUCAAGUGGAGCGUGCUUACCAGCAAGACAGGACCCAUCCAGGACCACACAGCAGGAGAUGGCAACUUCAUCUAUUCCCAAGCUGACGAAAAUCAGAAGGGUAAAGUGGCUCGCCUGGUGAGCCCUGUGGUUUAUUCCCAGAACUCUGCCCACUGCAUGACCUUCUGGUACCACAUGUCUGGCUCACACGUCGGCACACUAAGGGUCAAACUGCGCUACCAGAAGCCAGAAGAGUAUGACCAGCUGGUCUGGAUGGCCAUUGGACACCAAGGCGAUCACUGGAAGGAAGGACGUGUCUUGCUUCACAAAUCUCUGAAGCUCUACCAGGUGAUUUUUGAGGGUGAAAUCGGAAAAGGAAACCUUGGUGGGAUUGCAGUGGAUGACAUUAGUAUUAACAACCACAUUUCCCAAGAAGACUGUGCAAAACCGGAUGACCUGGAUAAAAAGAACACAGAAAUUAAAAUUGAUGAAACAGGGAGCACCCCAGGAUAUGAGAGUGAGGGGGAUGCCGACAAGAACAUUUCUCGGAAGCCGGGCAAUGUGCUGAAGACCUUAGAUCCCAUCCUCAUCACCAUCAUAGCCAUGAGCGCCCUGGGCGUCCUCCUGGGCGCCGUGUGCGGGGUCGUGCUCUACUGUGCCUGCUGGCACAACGGGAUGUCAGAUAGAAACUUGUCUGCCCUGGAGAACUACAACUUUGAACUCGUAGAUGGAGUGAAGUUGAAAAAGGACAAACUGAAUACACAGAGUUCCUAUUCGGAAGCAUGAAGUUGGGCAGAGGGUAGAAGUGGAGGACAUGACUUGAGCGUGCUGGGGACUGUCAUCUGCUUUCAUGGACAGGCUGGAAAGUGCAUCGAUGACACUGAGCCAGGCUUUUCUCAGGAGCUUUGAUGAGUGUGGCCGACAGACAGGGACAGUGAGCUGUGUUCACAAUCGCAAUCAUGUACAGUCAGUUUCUUCUGUUGGUUUCCUUUGAGUAAUCAGAUGCUGGUGUUGAGACCAAGUAUGAUGGACUUCACGAUUCAUUUCGACUCUCCCCGCCUCUUCCCCCCUCUCUCUCUCUCCUCUUCCUCUGAUGGCUUCUUUAUGGAAACUGCAGAAUCCAAGAUGCUGGCACCAAGUGUAUUGCGUGGGGCCCUUCCGAUGGACAUAUGAUCAGUAGCCCAGUGGCCAGAAUAUACUAGCCUAACCGCACUUCAGUGGACUCCCCAGUCAGUCCCGUGUGUAUCUGACCAUGUGUGCAGAAGCAAAGGAUUAGGAUGUUUUAUUUUCAAAGCACUGUAGCCUCCAUACUGAUAUAGCGUGUCAGCUCUGUUUAUGAAGCAAUACCGUCACAUUUUCUUGAUGUUUCCAGUGUUGUACUAAAUCUCGUGCUUGUGAACUCCGGACAGAAAAUCGUGCCGUCACCAAACUGUGCUGGCAAGCAACUGGGUGUACUGCUGACAACCACCACGAAGUCCUUGGCACUGGCUAGUCUAUGUCCUCUCAAGUGCCUUUUUGUUUGUACUGGUUCAUUGUGUUACAUUAGCAACCCACUCUGUUUCCCGCUGGUGAAAGCCCUCCUCUUUCAUCAAACCCUGGUGGCCCACUAAGAAAGUAUAUUUUAGCGUGAGGCGUCAGCCCCCGGGCAGGCAAGGGCUCUGAAGACUUGGCACCGUGGCUUAAUCGUUCUGCUUUUUCUGUGGUUCAAUUUCAUGUCUCUUGACCCUUUUGUAUAGAGCUGCAAUAUUCUGUCUUAUUGUUCUUUCAUAUGGAAUGUAUUUUCAAAUGUAAACUCUGCGCUUUCUCUCCUAGCUCUCUUUUUCUCUCUCUUAGCAUUUAAGCAUUUGCCAUUAUCCAGAAAAAGAAACUUGCAGCUUUAACCUGCUGGUAAUGGCAAGCGAUUUUACUAGACUUUAUGUUUAAAAAUAAAUGAAUAAAUAAAUAAAUAAGGGAAAUUCCUAACUUUGCCCUCCAAAGUCUAACUUUGGUUUUCUUGUUAACUGGUUAAAGUGACAGUAUCUUUUUUCCAAAAAGCUGUUUUUCUGUCCUUUCUGAUCAGAAUAAUGUUUGGUAGAAAUGUUUGAGGUUAAUGGAAAUAAUGGUCAGUCAAAGGAAGAAAUAAUACCAAUUGGUUUUUAAGUGAGAUCCAAAGGAAGAAUAGCUUCCAAAUAUCAAAAAAAAAAAAAAAAAACAUGAAAUUUUUACAUACAAAUAUGCAAAAAUAGCUCAUGAGAAACCUCUUGUUUUGACACUGAGACAGAAAAGAGAAGUGGACUGGAGAACUGUUAAUCUAAGAAAGAAACUAUAAAUCCUGAUGGUUGCUGGUAAAUCGUUUUAAGGUAAUACGAGGACAUGUAAAGUCAGAACAUUUUCAAACAUCCAUUCAGUAGCAAGCCCCCCAAAAUAGAUUUGAACAGACCACUUCUAGAAACUUCCAGUGGCCCGUAAAGAAAAAGCCUGCCUCAGACUAGCAGAGCCUAAGCUUCUGACUUCACAGAGUAGAAAAUAAUCAUGAGGCAGUGUGAGGUGGACCAGUGAUGCUCUGUUGUUUGGCCGGAUCUCAUAUGCCAGGCUGUAGUAAAAGAUUUCAGACCUCUCUCUUUUCCUAUGUCACUUAGGUCUCAUUCUAAUACAUUUGUUCUGAGUCACAUUUGCAUCAUGGCUGGAACAGUCUGUUGAUUUAAUUGGAUUGAGAAUGUCUUUCGGUUCCAGGAAAGUAUUGAUCACCAAGAAAAAAGAAUAGGUUUUUGUCCCCAAAGGCAUUCAUUCGUUCUUAUACCAGGAGAAAAGCAUUGAGUGAGACUUGGUUUUGUUUUUAAGGCAACAGAUUUAAACGUUGUCCUAGCCAAGGAAAAAUGAUACUGCAACUUUAAAUUUUAAAGUAUCUUGCACUGAUAAAUAUAUUUAAAAAUUAUAUGUUUAUAAAGUUAUUAAUUUGUAAAGUCAGUGUUACAAAAUGUUCAGUUUAUAUUGUUUUAGAUUGUUUUGUAAUUUUUAAAGGUGUAAAAUAACAUAUUUUUUCUUUAUUGAAAUCUAUAAAACUUUCUGUAGUAAAAUGUUUUCAUUUUACUGGUAUAUUAUUGCUUCAUGUUUUGUACCAUCAUAAAAUUUUGUGCAAAUUUUUUUUACAGAAAUUUUUAUUUUCUAUGACAAUAUGACACUUGUAAAUUGUUGUUUCAGAAUGAACAGCGAAGCCUUAACUUUAAAUGACAUUUGUAUUCUCAGACUCUGAGUAGCAUAAAAAUCACGUAGAACUGAAUUGUAACUUAAAUUCCAAACUAUGACUACUACAUUCCAAAGAAACAGUUGAUUAAACAUUUUCAUAAAAUA